AUGGCUUGCCUACUCUUCUACUUCUUGUUUCUCCUGCUCCCAUUCAUCCCACAGAUCUCAUCUGAUGAUAUCCUGUCCACAUAUGUGGCCCUCAGGGAGAAUGUGGAGCUUCCAUGCCCUGAACCACCUACCUUGUAUGGAGACGAGACGCUAUCAUGGUUCCGAAGCCCCGUAUCCAGAUCCAAUACUAUCGAGGUGAUCCGUAUCUCCAUGACCAACAAGCAUGCAGAGGCUUGGAAGACAGUGAAGGAAGUCAGACUAAGUCUGCUGAGGAAUAAUUCUCUGUGGCUAGAAGAAGCUAAGGAGGAAGAUGCAGGACGAUACUGGUGUUCUGUGCUUGGCAACUAUGUCAGGUACCAGAACUGGAGGGUAUAUGAACUCUCUGUGAUCAGAGGCUCCCAGCUAUCAGCAAAGACUGCUGAGGGUUCUGUCUGCUCAAUACUGGUGUGUUCAGUGGUCUCAGCAGUGUUCCUGGACUCUGUGGUUUGGCUGGAAGGGAAGGGGAAAGUGAAGGGUAGGGUGGAGACUUUCAUGGGAAAGGAUGCUUCCCUUCUCAUGGUGUGUCCUGCAGAAGGUACAUCAGAGUCCCGGAUCCGAAGGGCCAGAAGUAUCCGUUGCACUUUCCCUCAGGACAAGGGCAUCAGUUUCAACCUGACAGCUGUGGCCUCCCCAGAUGCCCCUCCUACCCGCUGUGUGGUCUCCCCAACCUGGGAUAUCCAAAAGAUCCUGUUGCUGCUUUGUGUUCUGGGGCAGGGAGUCACCAUCUUGGCCAUGGGAAUAGUUCUCUGGAGACGCCGGAACCACAGGGCUCAGUAUGGAGAUGAUUCCACUUCUCAUUUCAAACCAGAAACCCAAGUUUAUGAAAAUAUCCACUUGGCCAUUCCCAGUCCACCUGCCCCCAGGACCAUGUGAUCUUGAUGAUGUCAUCUGCAAGGAGAAGGCAUUCGCAGGUCUCCUUGGAAACCCAGGAUGAAAUGAAGCCACUGUUACCUCAUCAAAAAAUAUCAGGGCUCAGAAGACUGUAUUAGCACUGU
This is a messenger RNA of Dromiciops gliroides (monito del monte), 1034 nucleotides long. RefSeq names its product lymphocyte antigen 6 complex locus protein G6f-like. Lineage: Eukaryota; Metazoa; Chordata; Mammalia; Microbiotheria; Microbiotheriidae. Bases 1 to 912 code for a protein of 303 amino acids. The transcript has 6 exons. The record is from RefSeq and is a predicted model, not a curated record.